AUACGUGGCCUAAAAGUAUUUUAAAGCCAGGAUUAUAAAAAAAUUCCUUAAAAAAGAAAAAGAAAAGGAGGUAUAAAAGGAGAAUGACGGGAAAAAGAGAGAAAAUUCAAUCAUUAAUUUUCUUGUCUCCCAAACAAGAUCACAAAACCCUUUUUAUCGUGUUUAAUUUGUUGGAAUCUCACAACUGUCAACGGAAAAGAGUUUCGCAUUGCUGUGCGCCAAACAGGGCCUUAGAUCUGAAUGAGAACCCACAUUCUCUGGUUCAGAGAAUGUGCAUUCGAAUUCUAGAUCUUCAACUGUAAAUGUAGUGGAUUUUGUUUGGGAGUAAUAUAUGAUAUAAGCUUGAAUUGGAUUUGACUUGCGAAAGAAAAAGAAAAAGAAAAAGAAAACAGAAAAAAGAUGGUGUUUUGGGAAGGGUAUGUGACUGAUGAGGCAAUGGGGACCUUUGCCCCAAUUUUGGUUUACUGGUUGUAUGCGGGGUUAUAUCAGUUGUUGCCGCCUUUGGACAAUUACCGCUUGCAUACAAGAAGAGAAGAAGAUGAUAAGAACUCGGUUCCACUCCCCUCCGUUGUUAAAGGUGUUUUGCUUCAACAGCUUGUCCAGGCCACCGUUGCUCAGGGGCUCUUCUUGUUGACCUCAAAGGCAAAUAUCUCGGGGAUCACAGUUCAGCCCUCGAUACCCGUCCAGAUUGUGCAGAUUGUUAUCGCAAUGCUAGUCAUGGACACGUGGCAGUACUUUGUGCACCGCUACAUGCAUCAGAACAAGUUUUUGUACCGCCAUGUUCAUUCUCAGCACCACAGACUUGUUGUUCCAUAUGCCAUUGGAGCCCUUUAUAAUCACCCGCUUGAGGGUCUCUUGCUCGACACUUUCGGUGGGGCCAUCUCUUUUCUAGUCUCAGGGAUGACGGCACGGACGGCAGUUAUAUUCUUCUGUUUUGCAGUGAUUAAAACUGUUGAUGAUCACUGUGGACUUUGGUUGCCUGGUAAUAUCUUCCAUAUUUUAUUCCAGAACAAUACUGCUUAUCAUGACAUACAUCAUCAACUUCAAGGCUUGAAAUACAACUAUUCUCAGCCAUUCUUCCCUCUAUGGGAUAAACUUUUUGGGACCUACAUGCCUUAUAAUCUUGUGAAGAGACCUGAAGGGGGUUUUGAAGCAAGGGCAGUGAAGGCAAUGAAAGACUAGUUGAAUCACAACAAUCUGUCAGUUAACUAAUUCAAGCUCACUUCACGCAGGGAAAUUAUUUUGCUGAGGUUUUUUCAUCCUUGGGAAUCUGGAUUAGAAUUGUUAUAUCGAGUCUAUGUUCUAGGCUCUAGCAGGAGGGUUUUGUGGUCGAGUUAGUCCUUUUUUGGCUGUGGCAGUAUUUUGUCUUUGCUUGGUUGUGUUAAUUCCACCAACCUGCCUUAUCCAUUGUAAUUGUGAGAUUCUCGGCUGUCUAAUUUGUAGCAUAUUUGUUCAUGGUUAUGCAACAGUAGUUUUAAUUCAGCCUGUCAAAAAUUGAUGUACUUGGAUUGGUAUGUGGUGUGUGAAGUUUAGAAAUUUUUUUUUAACAGAGUUGAACUAACACUGAA
Molecule: messenger RNA, 1568 nt
Organism: Prunus mume (Japanese apricot)
Lineage: Eukaryota; Viridiplantae; Streptophyta; Magnoliopsida; Rosales; Rosaceae
Product: very-long-chain aldehyde decarbonylase GL1-9-like
Biological process (GO): lipid biosynthetic process
Molecular function (GO): oxidoreductase activity; iron ion binding
Source: RefSeq, a predicted model, not a curated record